CACCGUUGUCCAAGAACAAGUCAGCAUUAUAUCAACACAAUGCCGAGUUCCUGCAGAGAUAUCAGAGACGCCCUGGCGCAAUGUCUCCAAGAAUCCGAUUGCAUCAUGGUUCAGCGCCAUAGUCCGAGAGAAUGUUUGAGUUCGCCAUUGGCCGAAGAAUUACCCACGAAAUGUCAACAGCUGCGGAAAGGUUUCAGCGAGUGCAAACGCGGGAUGAUCGAUAUGCGCAAACGAUUCCGUGGAAAUCAACCAAUCGCGCUGUCCAAAGAAAUCGAAGGCGGGAAAUCCAACAAGCCCCAGCAGAUGUACGCUGGUAGGCCGGCGUUCGAGACGGUCAAAGAAAUCAGCGGGGAUGAAGUUCAGAUGGACCCGGAGAAGACGAGGGGCUUAUAAGUGAGGGGAUUCGAUUCUGGUAGUGGUCUUGUUCUUGCACUUGAUAUAUCUUGUGUUUUCUGGCAUGGGUUGGAGUUUUCACUGGAAUGGUUGACGACAUCAUAGAAAUGCGUGUACGAUAACAGGGUUCCAUUACGCAGGG
This is a messenger RNA of Aspergillus ruber CBS 135680, 535 nucleotides long. RefSeq names its product PET191 family protein. The record is from RefSeq and is a predicted model, not a curated record. Gene Ontology annotation, cellular component: mitochondrion. The transcript has 3 exons. Gene Ontology annotation, biological process: mitochondrial respiratory chain complex IV assembly. Lineage: Eukaryota; Fungi; Ascomycota; Eurotiomycetes; Eurotiales; Aspergillaceae. Bases 40 to 393 code for a protein of 117 amino acids.